Messenger RNA from Bradysia coprophila, 6651 nucleotides. RefSeq lists its product as uncharacterized. Gene Ontology annotation, cellular component: ciliary basal body; ciliary tip; centriole. The record is from RefSeq and is a predicted model, not a curated record. Gene Ontology annotation, biological process: cilium assembly. NCBI's taxonomy places the organism in Eukaryota, Metazoa, Arthropoda, Insecta, Diptera, Sciaridae.
AUUUUAUUUCGAAGACACUGUCGGUAGUAUUGUGACUAUAAAACAGUUUUCUUGUAAAUAAAAUUGAGAGUUACAUCGAUUAUCACUAUCCGAAUCGGUGCCUUGUAGAAAUUUUACUUUUCUAAACUUGAAACAGAAACCGAACUUGUUUGAUCGAUAGUCGUUUUCAUACAACCAUAUAACGUGUCCGCGUAUGACUGCAUGCAGUGAAUGGUAGAAGAGAAUGAACCAAGGGUGUUCGUCAGAGAAAACAAGUACGUCUUCGUCGACAACGGACACCAACAAAAUACCACGACACGUAGUAAAUUUAAAAGAGUCCAACACCCAUCUAUUCUAUGUCAUUCAAUCGGAUAACGAAAGUCAUGGCGAUACUCAGCAACUGGUUCAAUUAAGAAUAUCGAAGCAACGUCCUCCAUCAAGAAAGUCUUUUGCACAGAAAAUGCAAUUACGCUACAAUGACAAUAAUGAUGGUCUCGAUGAAAACCGAGGAAAGUUAAAAAAGACACAAAUUGCAAGUAUUCACAAGCGAACAGAUCAUCCGUCGUUUGUAGUACUUCCGGAAGUGUUUAGCAAAGGACGUUUAAAUAUUCGUCAAACAAUUGAGAAAAACCAAUCAACCAGCGAAAAUUCCAAUGCAACUUAUGUGAUACGAUCGAAAAAUGAUAACAGAACCUGCGAAAGCAAAGCCAAAAUUCCAAGACUAUUCAAUUCGUUGCGGGAAAGAAAUCCUAAAACUGCUUACUUGCAUGGUAUGAACAAUUUAGUAGCUAACAAGAAGACGGAUGACUUCUGCGAAUGUGCUACUAAGGCUACUGCCAAAAAGUUUCGAGACUCGCUGAAUUUAGACGAUAAAAUUGAAACAGUGGGGACAGCGCAGAACGCAUCUAAAUGUUUCCUAAGAAAAGAAGAUCUUUUCAACAUUGAUUACGUUGAUCCGACACAAAAUCACAUCCCGCAGAGGUUACGAGCGGGUCAAGACUAUGACAAACGAUAUAAAUCUUGUUUCAUGUGUCCUAAUAUGACGAGAAUAUUUCCGCCGACAAAUUCGAGGCGUCGUACCCGAUUUACGUCGAAUUGUGGGUCUGAUUCGUCUCCAACAGAUCAUGGUGGUUACACAAAAAUAAAUUUCAAAUUGGUUCGUCAAUGCCUGAUAAGUGGAUCGGUGGACGAAAAGACUGAAGUACUGGAUGCUAUUCGUAUGAGAAUCAAAUCAUCAAAUUCCAGCGUGGCAAUUAAUACAAUUGAAGAAAUUGUAAAAUUUGAUCUAUUCGGAGUUCAAUGUGAAUGUAGAUCAAAGCCACUGCUAGGAGACCUUUUUUGGCCAUUAACUCCAUCGCACCAAUUACAGACCAGCAUCGCCCAGUUCGUAAAUGCUUUGGUGUCGUAUAAAGUUGGACGCAACUACUUUAACAACAGACCAAUAAUUGGUAUGCUGACCUGGGGUGACAUUGGACGAGAUAACAUUGAUCAGAUUAUGGGUGACAAUUUGAUGGGCAUUAUGAUGAAAUUGAGUUUAAAUCGAUUCCAACGCACCGAUAUGAUAAAAAAUGGUCUGAUUUCUUGGCUAAUGCAACACAUGGAAGGGGAAGAAUAUUCGGCUUCGAAAUAUCAUCUCCAAUGUAUGGCCGGAUUAUUGAGGAAUUUACUCCAAGGAUUUAAUUUGGAGAAUUUUUCGUCAUCCGAAAUGCAGAAGAUGAUUGUACUGCUAGGUAGAUUCUUGGAGCACGAAAAUGAAAUAGCAAAGCGAUACGUUUGUGACUCACUUAUGAUUUUGUUUCAAAACAUAAAUUGUGUUACUAGUGCAAAGAAUUUAAAUUUUCAGAGAGUUAUCCAGGAACAUGCAACUAAUGCAACAGACGCGGCACAAAAAGAGCGUCUGGGUGUAAUCUGUCGUUUAUUGAAUAGGUCUGCAACGACAACGCCUCACAUCAACCAGAAAUUUUAUUCUCGAUCGGAAGAAGAGCCGUUCCUGGACGCAGACCUGGGACCAUGUGGUGAAGUGGAUCAUUAUUCCGGCGAAUUUUUGAUCAGAGAGAAAUUUACGGGCGAUGGUGAUACGCAACGACAAAAUGACACCGCUGAGACUGACAAAUCCAAUUCUAUCACCUCCGACGAUUCACACAAACACGACCAGUUGAUUACAAGAGUGUUUAUCGAACAUUUAAAUUGUUUCCUACCGAAUAUUGAAAACAAUCGAAUAUUUCCACUGUGCAACAGUCGGUGUGCUGAUAAGAUUAGAACAUGCUCGCAUGUUGGAGACAUCCAACCGAGGAAGCGACAACCGUAUAUUCCACCAAACUCACGAUUGUCACUUCAAAAACAUAGUAUGACAGAUUCCAUUCAAGCCACGUCCAGUGUGGGCUACAAUAAAUCAGCGUUGCAAUCUAAGCCGGCCGACAAAGGAUCGCUGAGCACCAAAGAACGAAUAGCUUCGCGAGUUUCUACAAUUUCCCACGAUAAAACUGCUGCAAAGUGGAAUCACAUUGGAAGUGAAGGUAGUGAUGACAAAUUAUCAGGAUCAGUAUCAGCGCAUGGAGGAGCAAUGGAAAAAAUAUUUGAGGGACAUUCAAAGAGACCCCAUGGUAGAAUGGAAGGCGAGGAAAUUAUAUCAAAUUCAAGCCAUCGACCUUAUUCAUUCGAAACAGUUGGUGUAUCAGAUGAAAGGACAAGGAACGAAGGGAAUACAAUUGACGAUCAACGUCAGGGCAGAGAAUCACCUCAUACUGCAAACGUUACAAACGAGGAUCGUAAUGAACCAUCCCGAACUAAAACAAAGGAUCGGGAAGGGUCUAAAUACAAUGCUGUGACUGCCGCUCCGAUGAAAGCUCUUGAAGCCACAACUCUACCGAUACACACGAAAGAAGCGGAGGACCGAAAAGAUUUACUACGCAAAAAGACAUCAGAAACGGAAGCAGACGCUUCCGUCGGAAGUCAUGGAUGCACACCGAAAAAUUCAGUCGGAAAAAAAGAAACUUGCGAAUUUGCUCAGCAGAAAUUUGGUUCCGAUGAAACUAAUGUCGUCGAUCAAGAAGAUGGUCGCCAGUCAUCACAUAGCACAUUAUUCGAUGUCAGUGAUGAUUUUCGUCAAUCAAGAGGCCGCGAUUCUGAACAAAAAACCGUAUUCGAAGGGACAACGCUUAAAGAACCGUCGGCUACUCGGGGUAUUGAGAAAGAUGACUCCAGUACGAAAUCAGAAGAAAAAUUCAUUGACUUGAGAAAAGACAACGAAAACUCUUACAGGACCCAAGUAACAGAAAAUAUUGAUGAAAAUGAAGUAGACAACAAUUUCCCAAUUCAAACUGAAGAAAUGAUAGUCGAAACUGGUCAGCAGUCAUUAUUGGAUGCAAGAUCAGAAAGAGUUCAAAAGAAAACAUCGAAAGAUAAAGCGAAAACGGAUGGAGGUGAAACCGGCAUUAGAUUAGAAGUCAGAUCAGAAGAAGGAUAUCACAGGACCGAAGACACAGAAAAUAAAAAAGAAGUUGGCCCCCAAUUGUCUAUUCGAUCUGAAGAAGUGAUAGUCAAGAGAAAAACUGUCGAGAAGUCAUUAUUGGAUGCAAGAUCAGAAAGAGCUCUGAAGAAAAUAUCGAAAGAUAAUUUGCAAAUGGAUGGUAACACUGGCGUUAAACUGAAAGUCAGAUCAGAAGAGAAUAUAAGAGAUCUAAAAAAUUGCGGAAACAAAUUUCAAGAAAGUAAUGUAACAAACGAAAAAUCUGGUCUCACAUUACAAGCUAAGUCAGAGUUGUUUGCAACCGGAAAUGAAAACCAGAAAUUGAAGUCUUUGAGGUUAGACAAUGAAAACCUGAUUAAAGAUACAGAGACACAGGGCAUUCGUGCAACGGAAACCGGCAUUAAACUGAACGUUAGAUCAGAUACUGUUGUGCAGCGAGGAAAAUAUGAAAGAUUACAUAAAUUAUCUUCGGCAUCGAUAAAAGACAGAAAAGCGACGCAAAAAUUACAUGCAAGGUCAAUGGAAAUGAUAAAGGACUCCAAAGAUCAUAUUUUGAGAAAAUCUAAGAGUGACGUCAUGUAUGAUGUGGACAAAUGUCACACAGAAGUCGGGAUUCGUCCAAGAACUCCACCUGGUUCGCAACCAACGACUACAGCAAAGCGCCAAAAUGUAUUUGGACGGGCGCACAACGCAAGGUCAGUGGAACACGAAGGAACAAACUAUCAAUUAUUCAAAUCCAGUUCUGAAGAGUUACUGGGAUCCACCAAAAAUCAAAAUUAUUCGCUUGAACCAACCGGAAAUAGUAAUUGGUCCAGCAGAACGAGAUUAUUGGAUCAAUUUGCCGUCAGAUCAAAGGAAAUUGUUGGUCGAACUCAAAGUGCGAUAAUGAACGGAAAAGAGGAUUCGCGUGGCACAUAUCAAAGUUCAAAACAUUGUGUUGACUGUACGGGAAGCGGAUAUGUUUUAAGAGCAAGACCAAGUCAACCAUGCGACCGAUGUAAAGUAAGUCUGACGCGGUAUCCCGAUUUUGUGGAUGCACUAGCUAAUCAGGACUAUCAUCGACGAGAUGUUACCCGUACCAACGACGAAUGGAUAAAAACAGAUUUGAUCAACAAAACGGACGGAAAAUUGAAUUCGAAGCCCAACCAAGGAAACCUCAACAAGGAUAAACUCGGCGACACGAAAAUUGACGAAAAUCUUAAGGAAGCAAAAUGGAAUGCGGACAGAGAUGUGGGAAAGUCAAGUGCAACACAAGAGGAGCGUUCAACACAAAAUUUGGACAAAAAGGCGAAUCAGAACAGUGUUUGGGCCGAGGAUGGUGAUACAACAAGUAAAAAAGAUUGGCUCGCUAAAAAUACUUCUAGUGAAAAGGAAAUGGAAUUAAACACAGCUCAAAAAGCCACCGACAGCUCGAAAGACAAUGAAGACGAAUCAGUUACCGAUGCAUUAUUUCUGAGUGGCGAAAUAAGGAGACACGGAUCAGUUAGAUCGAUUCACAGGCAAUCGGAUGAUUGCACAGAAAUUACAUCGAACACAAAGCCUCAACCUGUCCUUGAAUGCUGGCAAUCAGACAAUGUAAUCAAUAAGAAUGUUUUGGGUGAGAAAUCACAGGCAAAUUUAAUUUUUGAUCCUGCAGCCAGCAUGAUGAGUUCGGAUGGCCCAUCGAUGAGCGAAUCUUCGAAGCAGAUGGAUGAGAAAGACGAAUUAACUGGAAACAACCAACAUGCAGUGGAUGAUGCCAGUAAAAGUGGUAGCAGAGAUUCUGAAAUCGAAAUGGUCUUCCAUAAAAAAGAAUUGAAAAAGUUAGACGAAACACCAACCUCACAAGAAACUCAGGUACUGACAUCGGAUGACACUGAGAACGGUGGCGGGCACGUUGAAGUUGAUUUCGAUCGGCAAGAUUCGGUGCAGUUGAAUAUAGCACAGCCCAUUCUAGGAACUGCUGAUCGUCUAAAAGCAAUUUCAGACAUUAAAAAUUAUAUUCCACGGUCGGAGACAACAGUUGACGAUGAAGUUGUUUCAAAAACAACCGAACAACGAGAAAAUAUCAUUCCGAAUUCAGUAACGUUUUUAAAAGAAUCGACAGACGUAACAAACUUAAUGGCAACAACAAAUGAGCGGGCUGCUGUUGGUCGUGACGAUCCAAAUUUGUCGACUGUUUUUUCACAUUCGAUUGGAAAAACAAUUAGCUUUCCAUUUUUAUCGUCAGAGGCGACUGUUAUGGACGAUAGAGAACUGAAUCUGUCAUCAAGCCUAGUUAACACUUCGAACAAUAAAACGCUCCGGGAGGCUGUAAGCGAUCCACAAUUAUCAGAGAGACAACUCGACUUACCAGUGGCCAGGCAUCUAUUUCCCCGAUCAAGCGAAACAAUAGGAGUGAUGAGAAGUAAGUCAAUUGAUGUUAACGUAAAGGGCACGAGUGCAUCUGGUGAAAGUGAAAACACGCCCAGAGAUUUGAAGGGUGGAAAAAAUGACGCGCAGAUCAGUAGUUUCAAAGAGAACGCAGAGCUUAGCGAUAAGGGCACCGAAAAGAUUGAUUUGAAAAACCAAUUGUCAUCAUCACACAACAUAAAAUGGAAUGACUGUUCGGACAAUAUUUCGGUCGCAAUGAAUAAACGUCAACAAAAUAAGAAUUCCUUAAAUGUCACGUCGUUAGCUAUUAGAUCGGUUGAAGCUGUCAACGGCUCGCCAGACAAUCCACCAAGCGAAUUAAGACAAAAUGUGGGAAACGAUAUUGCAUCUCCAUGUUCUGGUGACUUGAUACCAAUAAGGAAUGAGCAAAGAAUUGGCAAAGAAUCGAUUGAAAUUUCAGUAACAAAAUCUGUCGACAACAAAUCAUCCGUAAUUUUGGAUGAAGCUUUCACUUCAGAACGAAAUUUACACUCAGACAAACAAACCGUGAACGUCGAGACCGUUGAUGACACAGAAAUUGAUCAAGAGUUAAAUCUGGAAGGCGAUGGAAAUAUUGAAAGGGGCAGACACAAAAUCAAAGUUGUAAAUUCUACUUGUUGUAGGCGACUGUUGAAUAAUGAUGAACUUAUCAACAGAUUGAGCGAAAAAGUGUUGGAGAAAUUGACAAACAAAAUUCAUCGAUGUGGUACAAAUUGUAAAAGUCCUUGUGGCGGAUUAAAUUCACUUUUUAACACUAAGAACGACAAUAAUCUAAAUUGGCAAUAAACUAAAUAAUAGGUCACAAUAACAUA